AUGUAUACAGCAUUGUUUAUCGCACUUUUGGUGUUUGUCUAUCUGUUUUUCACCUGGAACUUUGGUCAUUGGCAAAAGCGUGGAGUAAAAGAGCCAUUUGCUUGGCCCUUAUUGGGCUCGUUCCCCAACAUUGUGUGGCCUCGACGACAUUUCACUUUAGAUAUGCAAGAGCUUUAUCUGAAAAAUCGUGAGAAUCAGAGUUAUGUGGGCACCUAUUUGAUGCGCUCUCCAAAAUUACUAUUGCUUGAACCGAAAUUAAUUAAUGAAGUGUUUCUAAGUGGUUUCAAGCAUUUUAUGGACAACGAUGCUUCACGCAUGGUCAACAUUGAAAAGGAUCAAAUUCUCUGUUGCAAUCCGUUUGUACUGAACGGCAAUGAGUGGCGUCAACAACGUGCCAUAUUCUCCACCCUGCUAACCAAUGGACGCAUCCGCACUAGUUCCACUCUAAUGCAGAGCAUUUGUCAGGACUUGUGCCAAUUUAUUGAGAGAGGAAGUCACUCCAAUAAGCCCCAAGAUGCAAUGGAUUUAGCCCUACGCUUCACUGGCGAUAGUCUAUUUGAUGGAGUCUUGGGCAUUCAAGCAAAUUGCUUUAGUGAUAAUCCUUUGCCCAUAAUUAAAUACAACAAGGAGAUGUCCACUGAUAAUCCAGGAUUGGCCUUAGCUGGAGCACUAAAUGGCAUACUCCCAAAUUUACCGAAUUGGCUAAAGCCCAAAAUAUUUCCAAAAAGUUUUGAUCACUUUUUUGUUGAUCUCAUAAGCAAAGCAUUUAAACUGAGAAGAUCGUAUUAUCAACAGCGCAAUGAUUUUAUUAAUCAUCUGCUAGAGUUGCAGAAGAAUCAUCAGUUGAGUGAAACCCAAUUGAUAUCACAUGCAAUGACAUUCAUGUUCGAUGGAUUGGACACGACAUCUUGUACUAUAGCCCAUUGUCUGUUAUUGUUGGGACGUUAUCCGCAUUAUCAACAUAGACUCUAUUUGGAAGUUAAAGAGGCCUCUGUAAAUGGUCUUGAUUUGCCCAGCUAUGAUGUACUUAAUGAUUUGAGCUUUUUGUCAGCCUGUCUUUAUGAGACCUUACGCAUAUAUCCCGCUGGCGGUUGGGCAUCGAAAACCUGUACUGAACCCUACACCUUUUGCGGCUCACAUCAUGCAGAGCCAUUGAUAAUUAGGCCUGGUGACAAUAUAAUGAUACCCAUCUAUGGCCUACAUCACGAUCCGACCUUUUAUCCCAAACCACAUGAAUUUCAACCCGAACGCUUUCUAAACGACGGCCUUAAAACGCUUCAAAAGAUGGGCAUUUUCUUUGGUUUUGGCCAUGGGCCACGUCAAUGUGUGGGAAUGCGUUUGGGCUUAGCUCUGGCCAAAUCAGCAUUGGCUGCCAUUGUGCUAAGAUUCGAAGUGCAUGUGAAUCCACGCACAAGAUCAGGCAUUGAAUUGGACCCAUCGAUAUUUGUUGGCAUUCACCGAGGCGGUGUAUGGCUUGAUUUUGUCAAACGAUACUAAAAUUAAAGAUACAUGUAUUAUAAAUUAUUUAACGAGAACAGUUUAAGGUUAAUUAAUAAAAUUAUGUUUUUAUGAUCUCCAUAUUCAUAUUA
This is a messenger RNA of Drosophila willistoni, 1589 nucleotides long. RefSeq names its product probable cytochrome P450 28c1 (gene Cyp28c1). Bases 1 to 1497 code for a protein of 498 amino acids. NCBI's taxonomy places the organism in Eukaryota, Metazoa, Arthropoda, Insecta, Diptera, Drosophilidae. The transcript has 5 exons. The record is from RefSeq and is a predicted model, not a curated record. Gene Ontology annotation, molecular function: monooxygenase activity; iron ion binding; heme binding.